This is a messenger RNA of Lactuca saligna, 749 nucleotides long. NCBI's taxonomy places the organism in Eukaryota, Viridiplantae, Streptophyta, Magnoliopsida, Asterales, Asteraceae. The record is from the annotation of a GenBank genome assembly.
AUGACCUCCUUCACUCUUAUUAGUGUAUCAGGAGGUGUCGUUUGGCUGAAGACGGUGGUGUUAAUGGUGGCGGCUGCAGCGAUGUUAGCCUGCGUGAUGUGUAGAAGUCCGGUGCGCCACCUUGUCGGAGGGAAGGAAAUGUGGAAACCGAAUUAUAAUUACACUGAUUGGUCUCGUGAGGAGACGUUCUACGUCGGCGACUGGCUCUAUUUUGUAUACGACAAGCACAUGUUCAACGUGUUGGAGGUGAACGAAACCAGCUACAAAAACUGCACAGAUCAAGGAUUCAUCUUCAACAUCACGAGAGGGGCUGGACGUGAUGUGUUUGAGCUCACUCAACCAAAGCCAUAUUACUUUCUUGCAAGUGGAGGUUAUUGUUACAAUGGCAUGAAAGUCGCUGUGAAUGUGGUUGAAUUCAUUCCACCUCCGGCUCCUCAGCCUUCUCCGGCCAAAAGUGGUGGCACCACAAUCACCGGAAUCAGUUAUCCUCUUAUCUCAUCAAUCCUGAUUACCACAUGGGCUGUUUUCGUCAUGAAUCAAUGAAGAUUAUUCAAACAGGUACAAUUACACAUUUAUCAUAUAUAGCUAUAUAAAUUUGGAAAUUAUAUAUAUAUUAUAUAUAUAGAUAUAAUAUUAGAUCAUUGGAUUGGAUUACUAAAGUGUUUUAGAUUUUGGUAAGUGAUUAUCGUACUUAAUACUUUGUUCUUUUUUAUAUAUUUUUUAAUAGUACUAAAAACACAAUGUGCACA